Plectropomus leopardus (leopard coralgrouper) is the source of this 785-nucleotide messenger RNA. The record is from RefSeq and is a predicted model, not a curated record. NCBI's taxonomy places the organism in Eukaryota, Metazoa, Chordata, Actinopteri, Perciformes, Serranidae.
CAGAGGAACCUGACGGGGAAAUGAUGGAGUCGGUGUUGAGCCGCACGUCGACGUAAAUAAACCAGAUAAACAGCAUCAUGUUGGCCAGGAAGGGCCUCCUGCCGGACGGCUUCCUGCUGACCCGUCUGGCGGAGGACCAGAACCAGCCGAACCGCAGCCGCUCCAGAUCCCAGAGAGCCCGCUUCAUCACCAAGACCGGAUCCUGCAACGUGGCCCACAAGAACAUCAGAGAGCAGGGCCGCUUCCUGCAGGAUGUUUUCACCACCAUGGUGGACCUGAAGUGGCAGCACUCGCUGCUCAUCUUCACCUCCGCCUUCCUCUGCUCCUGGAUGCUCUUCGCCAUGAUCUGGUGGCUCGUCGCCUUCGCUCACGGAGACCUGGAGCCCCGCGACCCCGAUGGUGGGCCGGGCGCCGUCCCCUGCGUCACCGCCAUCCACUCCUUCACUUCGGCCUUCCUCUUCUCCAUCGAGGUCCAGGUGACCAUCGGCUUCGGCGGCCGGAUGGUGACGGAGGAGUGUCCGCUGGCCAUCACAGUGCUGAUCAUCCAGAACAUCCUGGGGCUCAUCAUCAACGCCGUCAUGCUCGGCUGCGUCUUCAUGAAGACGGCGCAGGCCAACCGCCGAGCGGAGACGCUCAUCUUCUCCAGGAACGCCGUCAUCGCUCCUCGAAACGGUCGACCAACCUUCAUGUUCAGAGUGGGAGACCUGAGGAAGAGCAUGAUCAUCUCUGCCACCGUCCAGCUGCAGGUGACGCCGCACAACUCACAGCCGCCAAUCAAACGCUGA